AUGCAGGGUGCCGGCGUGUCGUCAUCGGAAGACGAGUUGGUGUUGCUGCUGGCGUUGCUGGACGAGUCGGAACGUGGCUUCCAGGAGAAUGUCUUAGCCAGGCGCUGGAAGGACGUGGUGGACGAGUUGGAGUGGUGGCCCGAGGCGGCGGAGGCGGUAUCUGAUGCGUCAGACUUGCGGACGCUACGGCGGAAGUGGUCACGGAUAGCCAUUGUGGUGGGAGACGACAGGCAAAUGAUUGCGACGAGGGGUAGGGCGGGAUGGUUUAAUAAUAACACGAGGCUCCGGCGGAACGGACAGGCCGGGGGGGACGGCAGGCUUAAGACGGCCAUCCCGCAAUGGACGUUGAUGGGCGUUUCCGUAGGGGUGGCAAGGUUGAAACCCGCACAGCCGUUCGCUCUUGCUGGAUCUAGAGUUCCAACCCGUCUUGGAAGCGUGGAAAGCAGCAACCGUAUUGGCGGAACGGUGGGCAAGCGUCUCAACCGGCCACCCCGGUCAAGCCCGUCGAUUCGCUUCCUACUGGCGUCUCUCUUUUCUCCAGUUCCAACAUCUGCUGGAUCGCAGCGGGAUGCUUCGGCAAGCUCACGCACCCCGGACGAGCCCGCCGAUGGCAGCCGAUGGGGCCUUGGACGGAUGAGCACGAUGGAUGCGGAAGGCCGGUUGAGUGGUUGUGUGACUGUGCGCGCCUGCCUGCGCGAUAGUGCUUUCCUGCGCAGACGCAUCAUCAUGCUGGUCUGUAUUUGUUGUAGCGAGCUGGCUGGCUGGUUCUUGCAGUCCGUCCGCUGUGCUGGAGAAACACCAAGACUGCCCGCUGCAGCGCGCAUGAAGCCCGCCGGGCGUGAGUGGACCCCCGCCCGCGGGCACCCACGACACAGUGCCUGUGAACAGCCGCUGCAGACUGGGCAAGGCAGCAUCGAGCGGCGGGGUACGCCCAGUGCGACACGGCGCUACGUCAUGCUAGCCCGCGCCCCUCUCCGCCAAGAUCCCGCCAAGAGCCGCCCUCGGUCCCCUGAGCGGGCAGCUCAGCGCUCCUUCGGUCACUGGAGGGAUCUCGAGAGCCUGAAGGAGGUGACCCCCGGGGGCCUGGGCCCCUUCGCUGGUGCUGGUUGCGGGUUCUAG
Messenger RNA from Verticillium alfalfae VaMs.102, 1119 nucleotides. RefSeq lists its product with no specific name. Lineage: Eukaryota; Fungi; Ascomycota; Sordariomycetes; Glomerellales; Plectosphaerellaceae. The transcript has 3 exons. The record is from RefSeq and is a predicted model, not a curated record. The coding region runs from base 1 to 1119 and encodes 372 amino acids.